GGGCACCUCCCGCCCGCCGCGGCUCGGCCCCCGCGGGGCGGCUCCGGGCGCUCGGCGGCAGAGCCGCGGCAGGUCCCCGCAGGGCGGGCCGGGUCGGCAUGGGGCUGGAGCUGUACCUGGACCUGCUCUCGCAGCCCUGCCGCUCCAUCUACAUCUUCGCCCGGAGCAACAACAUCCCCUUCGAGUUCAAGCACGUGGAGCUGUUCAAAGACUCGGUGCUGGGGAAGAAGCCGGCGGCGGGGAGCGGCGCGGAGCAGCCCCGCGCAGGGCCAUCAAACAGUGAAGGUGCAGGCAAAGUCAGCCUCCUGAAGAAAGUACCAGCGCUGAAGGACGGAGACUUCACCCUUGCAGAAUGCACUGCCAUCCUGCUGUACCUGAGCCGAAAGUACAACACUCCCGACCACUGGUACCCCUCAGACAUCCAGAAACGGGCCCGGGUGGAUGAGUACCUGUCCUGGCACCACGCCAACAUCCGCGCCAACGCUCCCAAGACCAUGUGGAUCAAGGUGUUGAUUCCCCUCUUCACAGGGCAGCCACUGCCCUCGGAGAAGCUCCAGGAGGUUAUGGAGGGGCUGUCCACCUCCCUGAAGCAAUUUGAGGAGAGGUUUCUGCAGGACAAGGCUUUUAUCAUUGGCAGUGAGAUCUCCCUGGCAGAUCUUGUGGCCAUUGUGGAACUGAUGCAACCUGUUGGAGUUGGUUGUGACAUCUUUGAAGACAGGCCCAGGCUGAGGGAGUGGCGCAGGCGGGUGGAGGAUGCCGUGGGGAAAGAGCUUUUCUUCCAAGCCCAUGAGAUGAUCCUCAAUAUCAAAGAACUGAGCAAUAUUCAAAUUGAUCCACAGCUGAAAGAGCAACUGGCGCCUGUGUUGAUGAAGAUGUUGAAAUGAAUUAACCUAUCUUAGCAUUUUUCCUGCCUUUUUUUUUCCCCUUUUUAACCUCUUCUCUGACAUCCAGUUCUACAUGUAACUGGAAAGAGCACUGUAAUUCUAACACAGAAAUUGCAGAGUGUUUCCCCCGGGCCAGGUCUUUCUUGUAUCUUUGGGGGUGGAAGCUGCGGAAAGUUUAAGACCUAAAACAUUAAAUUUAUACAGAAGGCU
Molecule: messenger RNA, 1094 nt
Organism: Prinia subflava (tawny-flanked prinia)
Lineage: Eukaryota; Metazoa; Chordata; Aves; Passeriformes; Cisticolidae
Product: glutathione S-transferase theta-1
Exons: 6
Coding region: 99-884 (261 amino acids)
Biological process (GO): glutathione metabolic process
Cellular component (GO): cytoplasm
Molecular function (GO): glutathione transferase activity
Source: RefSeq, a predicted model, not a curated record